Molecule: messenger RNA, 3751 nt
Organism: Paramormyrops kingsleyae
Lineage: Eukaryota; Metazoa; Chordata; Actinopteri; Osteoglossiformes; Mormyridae
Gene: top3a
Product: DNA topoisomerase III alpha
Biological process (GO): DNA recombination; DNA repair; DNA topological change
Cellular component (GO): chromosome; RecQ family helicase-topoisomerase III complex; nucleus
Molecular function (GO): zinc ion binding; DNA topoisomerase type I (single strand cut, ATP-independent) activity; DNA binding
Source: RefSeq, a predicted model, not a curated record
GAAAUCGGACGAUGGCGCCGAGUUUGUAAACUGUCGCCUAUAGUAAUACCUUAUGUACUUGUCAUCAGUUAGCUAGCUGGAGAAGUUUUUAUUAUUUGGAACAAUCUUAUCAGUAGUAUCUAAAGUCAAUUGUUGUUUUUAGUUCAUAGAGCUUACUGUUUUUUAUUCAGUGCAAUAAUUUAGUUAUCUUAGAGCCGUACGGAACUUUCUACUAUAGUUAUCUAUCUGGUAUUUCGCGUCCUGCUGUGCUGUCAACGACUAGUACCAGACAUGGCUUACUAUUUAGUCCUUCAAUCCAAAUUUAAGAACUGUUUUUAGUCCACAGUAAUGCCGGUGCAGGAGACAUUCAGUGCGGUCAUGUCUCCGUCCCAGUCUGAAUUAACGACACGGGAAAAAUAGGAUGAUCUACCAAGUGUCGAGGUUGUUGCUCCCCUUUGGAAAAAGACUACGGGUUCAAGUGAAGCUGGUCAGAUUUGUCUCUACCGAGAUGAUCCGCAGGGCACAGAUUAAAAAAGUCCUUUGCGUGGCGGAGAAGAACGAUGCAGCCAAAGGCAUUGCAGAAAUUAUGUCUGGCGGAAGAGCAAGGAGGAGGGAAGGUUAUUCUGUGUACAACAAAAUAUAUGAGUAUGAAUAUCAUCUGUUUGGACAGAAUGUGACUGUUUCAAUGACGUCAGUCUCGGGACAUCUGCUCGCACUGGAGUUCAAAGCAUGUUACCAGAAUUGGCACAGCUGUAAUCCAGUUUUGCUGUUUGAUGCAGAGGUGCAGAAGUAUUGCCCCGAGAACUUUGUUGGAGUAAAGAGGACAUUGGAGAGAGAAGCUCGUCAAGUGCAAGCACUUAUCAUCUGGACAGACUGCGAUAGGGAAGGGGAAAACAUCGGCUUCGAGAUCAUCGAUGUCUGUAAAGCAGUCAAGCCGAACGUUCAGGUGUUGCGGGCUCGGUUCUCUGAGAUCACCCCGAACUCCAUUAGUAGGGCCUGCGAGACUCUGACCGAGCCCAAUAUCAACAUCAGCGACGCAGUGGAUGUCAGACAGGAGCUCGACCUGCGCAUCGGAGCCUCGUUCACCAGGUUUCAGACUCUCCGCCUGCAGAAGAUCUUUCCAGCCGCUCUGUCCAAUCAGCUCAUCAGUUAUGGGAGCUGCCAGUUCCCUACCCUGGGUUUCGUUGUGGAGAGGUUCAAAGCGAUCCAGGCCUUCAUUACUGAGAAUUUCUUCAAAAUAAGAGUGACUCAUAAGAUGGAGGAAGAGGAGGAGGUCGAAUUCAGCUGGAAGCGGAAUAGGCUCUUCAACCACACAGCCUGCCUUGUCCUCUAUCAAAUCUGCAUGGAGGACCCCACUGCUACAGUUACUGGCAUAACAAGUAAACCGAAGAAGAAAUGGCGACCUUUGCCUCUUGACACUGUGGAACUUGAGAAAUUGGCGUCGCGUAAACUGAAGAUUAGUGCCAAGGAGACUAUGAAGAUAGCUGAGAAACUGUACACUCAAGGGUUCAUCAGCUACCCCCGUACAGAGACCAACAUGUUCCCCAGAAAUUUGAACUUGACCCCGUUGGUUGAGCAGCAGACCCAGGACCGUAACUGGGGACCGUUUGCCCAGAGGAUUCUGGAACAGGGUGGGCCCACACCCCGCAAUGGAAAUAAGUCUGAUCAAGCCCACCCUCCCAUUCACCCCACAAAGUAUACGGAUCGCCUGCAGGGUAACGAGCAGAGAUUGUACGAGUUUAUCGUGCGGCACUUCCUGGCCUGCUGCUCUCAGGAUGCACAGGGGCAGGAAACUACCAUUGACAUCGAAAUCGCCCAGGAGAAGUUUGCCGCCCACGGGCUGAUGAUCAUCGCCAGGAACUACUUGGAGGUCUAUCCCUACGAGAAGUGGUACGCCAAGGUCAUCCCGGUGUAUGAGCAAGGAUCUCAGUUCCAGCCCACUUCCAUCGAGAUGGUGGAUGGACAGACCAGUCCCCCCCAGCUGCUUACUGAAGCCGACCUCAUUGCCCUCAUGGAGAAGCAUGGCAUCGGCACUGAUGCGACCCAUGCUGAGCACAUUGAGACCAUCAAGAGCCGCCUGUAUGUGGGAUUAACAGCCGAUCAACGGUUCCUGCCAGGGGAACUUGGAAUGGGUCUCGUGGAGGGGUACAACUCCAUGGGCUAUGAGCUGUCCAAGCCGGAUUUGAGGGCCGAGCUGGAAGCCGACCUGAAGCUGGUCUCCGAGGGCCGCAAGGACAAAGCGACGGUGCUCCGGCACCACGUGGAGAAGUACAAGGCCGUCUUCGUCGAGUCUGUGAGGAAGGCCAAGAAGCUGGACGAAGCCUUGUCUGCUUACCUGGGGGAGGCGCAGGAGUUCACGGAGCAGGAGAGGCAGGACAUGGAGAUGCCCCUGCCAGUGCGAAAGUGCCCCCAGUGCAGCCGUGACAUGGUCCUCAAGACGAGGAGAGACGGUAUCGGGAAGUAUCUGAGCUGCAUGGGCUACCCCAGCUGCAAGUCGGCUGUGUGGUUCCCCGACACAGUGCUGGAGGUCAGCCGAGACGACAGCGUCUGUCCCACCUGCCGCCCGCAUCCUGUUCACAUGCUGAAAUUUAAGUUCAAGAGGGGGAGCCUGCCCCCGGCGAUGCCGCUAGAAUUUGUGGGCUGCGUUGGCGGUUGCGACGAGGUGCUCCGGGAGGUCCUGAACCUGAAGUACUUGCAUGGAGGUGGAAGUGGAGGAGGAGGAGGAGGAGGAGGAGGAGAUGUGACUCUGCAAUCGACCGGCCAAGUACCGCGAGUGCAGCCCAAUCCACCAAGAGCCCGCCCCCAGCCCCUCCCUGCCACCACGCCCCCCAACGCUGGCAGCACUGACUCGGGCCCAACGUGCAACUGCGGCCAGGAGGCCAUCCCCUUCACAGUGCGCAAGGAGGGCCCCAAUCAGGGACGGACCUUCUACAAGUGCGCUGCAGGGGCCUGCGGCUUCUUCCUGUGGGGGGACCAGCCAGAGGACGCGGGUGGGUCGACGGGCCGUGGCCGGGGAGGGGGAGGGCCCCCCCAGCCCAAAGCCCAGCCGCCGAGGGCUUCGACGAGCUUCGGAAGGGGCGGUGGCGGUGACACCACCAUGUGCAACUGCAACGAGCCGGCGACCAUGCGGACCGUAGCCAAGGAUGGGCCCAACAAGGGCCGGGCUUUCCACACUUGCAGCAAACCGCGCGAUAGGCAGUGCGGCUUCUUCCAAUGGGCCGACGAGGCUCCAGCAACAGGCACGUUUGGGGGAAGAGGCGCAGCAGUAGCAAAGAGAGGGAAGACAAAUGGGGUUGCCCCCUCCAAGGGCCCCCCUGGGAAGAAGCCCAGGACUUGCGGGGUGUGUCAUCAGCCCGGCCACACAAGAGCCACCUGCCCGCAGAAUCGCUAGAGCAGUGGGAGUCCCACGAGACAGGGGUGGGUUCAGAGUUGUUGAUCAGUUGAUAGUUUGCUUCAGGGGUGCUGGGAGCUGGCAGGGAGCAAAGAUGUGGACUGUGCAGUAACAAAUCCUGCUUGCAGUGUGUAAGCAGUGUGGAACCAGAGAGCAGUGCCUCACAUUGUCCAACAGGAGAAGGGGGCUUGCAGUGAAACCGAUCAGCAGUAAAUCUUUAUUCUGUGUCCCCCAAGCUGCAAGGGAACAUCCAGCAGACUCAUUGAAGGGUGAGGAAAGUCUGACUGUUGAAAACUGGUCUGCAGAGACCUGUAACUAUAGUUGUGUAUAUAUAUAUUGUACAUUUUAAAGAUAAAAAAUAUUAAAAUUUAUUAAUCAGUA